AUGCCCGGAAUUGACAUAGCCGUCAUCGAACAGUGCCUCAAUGUGGACCCCAAGGCAAAAAAGAUCAAGCAAAAGCGUCGCAGCUUCAGUGCAGAGAAGUAUGCAGCCAUCGUCGAAGAGAUAGACCAGCUCCUGGCUGCGGGGUUCAUUAGGGAAGUCCACUAUCCCGAGUGGCUUUCCAACGUGGUCCUGGUCAAGAAGCAUCUCACCGAUCUUCGAGAAGCCUUCGCAGUGCUAAGGAAAUAUAAGAUAAAGCUUAACCUGCAAAAGUGUGCCUUUGGUGUCAAGUCGGGAAAGUUCUUGGGCUUCAUGGUCUCAGAACAUGGAAUUGAGGCCGACCCCAAGAAGGUCAAUGCAAUAAUGGACAUGCUGCCUCCACGAACGAUCAACGAGAUCCAGAGGUUGGCAGGAAAAGUGGCUGCCCUGAACCACUUCAUCGUAAGGUCAACCAAUCACUGCCUUCCUUUUUUCAGGGUCCUAAAAAAGGCACAAGAGUGGGAUGACGAGUGCAGUUGGGCCUUCAGUGAACUAAAAGAGUAUUUUGCCUACCCACCACUUCUUAGCCACAUCGAGCUGAGGGAAGACUUGACUAUAUACCUGGCAAUGACCCCGAACGUCAUGUCUACUGUCCUAGGGUGCACAUCGUCACUUGGGGAGGAGCAUAACUAUGCAAUCAAGCUUGGUUUCAAAACUACCAACAACAAGGCGGAGUACGAGGCGUUACUAGCAAGAAUGAUAGUAGCAAGGUCAUUGGGAGCUACCGAGGUCGAAGUCAGGGCCAAUUCGCAGGUGGUGGUUAGCCAGGUCACGGGGCAGUUUGCCAUUAAAGGAGAGAAACUGAAGAAGUACCUCCAGUAG
This is a messenger RNA of Juglans regia (Persian walnut), 858 nucleotides long. RefSeq lists its product as uncharacterized. The coding region runs from base 1 to 858 and encodes 285 amino acids. The transcript is spliced from 3 exons. The record is from RefSeq and is a predicted model, not a curated record. Gene Ontology annotation, molecular function: RNA-DNA hybrid ribonuclease activity; nucleic acid binding. Lineage: Eukaryota; Viridiplantae; Streptophyta; Magnoliopsida; Fagales; Juglandaceae.